Eremomyces bilateralis CBS 781.70 is the source of this 1863-nucleotide messenger RNA. Its product is annotated as ATP-dependent RNA helicase SUB2. The transcript is spliced from 5 exons. NCBI's taxonomy places the organism in Eukaryota, Fungi, Ascomycota, Dothideomycetes, Eremomycetales, Eremomycetaceae. The coding region runs from base 216 to 1550 and encodes 444 amino acids. Gene Ontology annotation, biological process: mRNA export from nucleus; mRNA splicing, via spliceosome. The record is from RefSeq and is a predicted model, not a curated record. Gene Ontology annotation, molecular function: RNA binding; ATP binding; RNA helicase activity.
ACUUCUGACAUUGCCAUCAACUCUGAAAUCGGACAUUUACCUACGUCCUACCACCUGCUCUUCAGGUCGUGACCUUCAAGCUUUCUGCUUGCACCCCUCCCACUGACAUCUUCAUUCUCUCCAAACCCCAUCUAUUCGUCGGCACCCUUCACUCCGAUCAUCUCGAUCAUCCUAGCGUCCUUUGAGUACCGCGUUUAUCGCUCUCUAUCCUCGAAAUGGCUCCCGAACACGAAGAAGAUCUCAUCGAUUACUCCGACGACGAGAUCGCCAACGAAGCCGCCCCCGCGCGCACUGCAGGAGCCGCCAACGGCGCCGCUGCCGAAAAGAAAGGCGAUCUCACCGUCACCGGAGCUGGAGCAGACAAGAAGGGCAGUUAUGUCGGAAUCCACUCCACCGGUUUCCGCGACUUUUUGUUGAAGCCGGAGCUCCUUCGAGCCAUCACCGACUGCGGAUUCGAGCAUCCAUCCGAGGUCCAGCAAGUUUGCAUUCCGCAAGCGAUCCUUGGGACCGAUGUCCUUUGCCAGGCGAAAUCCGGUCUCGGUAAGACCGCCGUCUUCGUUCUAGCCACCCUCCAACAGAUCGAACCGGUCGAUGGCGAAUGCUCUGUCCUCGUCAUGUGCCACACUCGCGAGCUUGCAUACCAAAUCAAGAACGAGUAUGCCCGCUUUUCCAAGUACAUGCCAACUGUCAAAACCCAUGUCUUCUACGGAGGCACCCCCAUGCAGAAGGAUGUGGAGAUUCUCAAGAACAAGGAGACCCAUCCUCACAUCAUUGUCGGAACUCCUGGCCGUCUGAACGCUUUGGUUCGGGACAAGCAUCUCCAGCUCCGUAGUGUUCAACGCUUUGUCCUUGACGAGUGCGACAAGAUGCUCGAUCAAAUCGACAUGCGCCGCGACGUCCAGGAAAUCUUCCGCGCCACGCCGACACAGAAGCAGGUGAUGAUGUUCUCCGCCACCUUGUCUCAAGAGACUCGCCCGAUCUGCAAGAAGUUCAUGCAGAACCCUCUCGAGAUCUAUGUGGAUGACGAGACCAAGCUUACCCUACACGGUCUCCAGCAAUACUACAUCCAAUUGUCGGAGCAGGAGAAGAACCGAAAGCUGAACGAUCUCCUUGAUACCCUAGAGUUCAACCAAGUCAUCAUCUUCGUCAAGAGCACUGGUCGUGCAACUGCACUCGACAAUCUGCUCCGGGACUGCAAUUUCCCCAGCAUUGCGGUCCAUUCCGGCGUCAGCCAAGAGGAGCGUAUCAAGCGCUACAAGGAAUUCAAAGAGUUCAACAAGCGCAUUUGCGUCGCCACCGACGUCUUCGGCCGUGGCAUCGACAUCGAGCGCAUCAACCUGGCAAUCAACUACGAUCUUCCUUCCGAUGCCGAUUCCUACCUUCACCGCGUCGGACGUGCUGGUCGUUUCGGGACCAAGGGGCUCAGUAUCUCCUUUGUCAGCAGCGAACAGGAUCAAGAGGUGCUUAAAUCGAUCGAGAAGCGGUUCGAAGUUGCCCUUCCGGAGUUCCCCGCCGAGGGCAUUGACGCCAGCACCUACAUGGCAAACUAAGCGUCAAGUCGGGGUGAUGGAUACAAGUGUUAUACCGUUGCAGUGGACACCUUUCUCAACGGAAGCGAUGGUCAAGGAUGGAGUCUUGCAGGGGAUAAUUUGAUUUGUGUAACGGAGAAUUCGCUCAAAAGAACGGGUCUACUUCAGUCAUUCGGGUUCAUACGGUUUCUCUAAUCAACACUAGCUGAGGCGCAAUCACUCAGAACGUCAGUAGAUUACGAAACAAUGUCAGGUCUUUGCUCUCUAUCGUUGACUCCUGUGGCCCAAACUCUCCAACUCUCCACUCCUGGGCGUUUGUCCCUCCGACCUCGAG